AUGAGCCAAUACUCUGCAUCCGUGCCCAACGAUGGACAGGUGAAGCCUGCCAUCCACGCUUUCUUUGAGCGUUUCUACAAGAUCUCGGACACUCCUGACGGCCACGAGGACUAUGCGAACCAAUUCACCUCGGAUGGCAAGCUCAUUAUGGGCUUGAACGAGGUCAACGGCCGCGAUGGCAUCAUAAAAAUGCGCCAUGCCAUGUGGGAGAAGGUCGCCAAACGCUCGCACAAGCCCGCUCAACUGUAUUCGUUCGGAUCUGGUUCCGACGACAUCAUGCUCUUUGGCACAGUCGACUACACGUUGAAGGAUGGCAAGGGUACGACAGUCGAUUGGGCAGCUCGUGCGCAUUUUGUUGGCGAUGGCGAUGACCUGAAGAUGGACUUCUACCAGGUCUAUCUUGUAGGUAUCGGUCGAGAAGAUUUCGUAAACGGCAUCCGUUGA
Messenger RNA from Zymoseptoria tritici IPO323, 444 nucleotides. RefSeq lists its product as uncharacterized. The record is from RefSeq and is a predicted model, not a curated record. NCBI's taxonomy places the organism in Eukaryota, Fungi, Ascomycota, Dothideomycetes, Mycosphaerellales, Mycosphaerellaceae. The transcript has 2 exons. Bases 1 to 444 code for a protein of 147 amino acids.